Erythranthe guttata (spotted monkey flower) is the source of this 1308-nucleotide messenger RNA. RefSeq names its product vacuolar protein-sorting-associated protein 37 homolog 1. The record is from RefSeq and is a predicted model, not a curated record. Lineage: Eukaryota; Viridiplantae; Streptophyta; Magnoliopsida; Lamiales; Phrymaceae. Gene Ontology annotation, cellular component: ESCRT I complex. Gene Ontology annotation, biological process: ubiquitin-dependent protein catabolic process via the multivesicular body sorting pathway; protein targeting to vacuole; protein targeting to membrane.
UUUAUUAGAAUUACUUCGAAAACCUAAUUUCCCGACUCUCUCUCUCUCAGCAAUCUGCGACCUUUCUUUCUCCCCCACCACCACCUGCGCCUUCUCCAACGACCACCACCACCACUGCCUCUCGGUUCUCCGACGACCACCACCCCUAGCGCAUCUCGGCUCUCCGACAACCACCACCACCACCAGCGCCUCCCAAUUCUCCGACGACCACCACCACUUGCGCCUCCCGAUUCUCCAACCACCACCAUCGCCACCAGGCCUCCCGGCUCUCCGAAGACCACCAAUAUAUAUUGGUGUCUGUUGUGUGUUUUUGUGUGAGGUUUGGAACUUCCGAUCGCUCCUCCUUGAUUGUUUUUCCGUCGGAAGAUCGACGACUGAGAACUGCUUAAAGUCAUGUUCAAAAAUUUCUGGGGCUCUCAGGAGCAGCAAGGUCAGCCCACAGAAUCAUGGUAUCCGCCUUCUGUUGUGAAUUCACCUAGCUCGUCUCGCCCCACAACGCCUGGUUCCAACAACUUAUCAAGACCGACCGAUCGAGUAAGCUCUUUAUCAAAUGUUUCACCCGCAGAAGCAGCCGGAAUUAUUGCUGUUUUGAAAGAUAAGAGUGUUGAUGAUCUGAGGAAGCUACUGUCGGACAAGGAUGCUUAUCAGAAUCUCUUACUUUCACUCGAACCUGUUAAAACUCAAAACAGGGUCAGAGACGAACUUAGGAACGAAACACUGCAGCUUGCUAGAGAAAAUGUGGACAAAGAACCAUGCAUAAUGGAGCUAAGGAAUCAGUGCAGAAUAAUUCGAACUACAGAGCUGGCAACUGCUCAAGAAAAAUUGCAUGAAUUAGAGAGGAAAAAAGAAGAUACUCUUAAGUAUUACUCACCCUCAUCUCUCCUCGUUCGGCUUCAAGAUGCAAUGAAUAAAACAGAAGAGGAAUCGGAGACGCUUCACAGGCAGCUUCUUGAUGGAGAGAUUGAUCUUCCAGCAUUUGUACAGAAAUACAAGAAGAUGCGUUAUACUUACCAUAAACGCGCUCUUGUACAUCUUGCUGCAAAGACAACUGUAACUGGCUGAACCAUGGUAUGCCGUAAAACUGUAUGUGAUUUUGGAAGUUAUACUGCGUGUGUAAAAUAGUUUGUACUGUGACAAUAUUGUGUUUUCUCUCUCGUUGUUUUCGGUUUCAUCUCGUUUUGUAUUUUGACUUCGAACGGUAUUAUAGUAACAAAGUUCAGGAAAAUUCUUGUUCCAGACAAAUAAUGCUCAGUAAAAUAUUCAACGGAGCUGCGAAUCCGGUGAAAUUAUGUGUUUGGUUUAGUUGGC